Messenger RNA from Peronospora farinosa, 1245 nucleotides. The record is from the annotation of a GenBank genome assembly. Lineage: Eukaryota; Oomycota; Peronosporomycetes; Peronosporales; Peronosporaceae.
AUGAAGUUUCCAUUGUCGGCGUGCCCGUUCCAGCCAUUAGUUUUGUCAGACAGUGAGAAAGAUAGUAUGAAGUCGAUCUCGGAUGACAUCCUGACCAAAACGAUGGCAGAAUAUGAACGCAUGCUGAUUCACGAAAACGGUGUCGUGGAUACCGAACGCUGGAAACUAAUCAAACGGAAGGAAAACCUUUCAGCUUAUCAGGAUCGCUGUGCACAUGUUGUGACCCGUCGGGCUUCCUGCAGCACUCUCAAGCCAACCAUCGAAGGUACAACAGAUUCGACUUUCUUUCCAUCCACGCCUGACCCAACUAAGCAGAGGUUACUGUGGCACGGCACAAUCAAUUGCGACCUUGAUGAUCUCAUGCUUGGAGGGAUCAACCAGAAUGCAGAUAUGUGGAAAGUCAAAUCGUCUUACGUGGAGGAUAACAGGCUGGACUACUUUGUCAUUUCGUCGAUCAAAAAGCGCACUGUUGACAAGCCAUUCGAUGGCUUGCAGGUCACGUGGACUGUCAAUGAUAUUGGGCCAGCUCUGGCAAAGCCGCUCAUGCGUCCUCGCGACUUUGUCUUUAUGGAAAGCACGGGUAUUACUCAUUCCCCGAUCACGGGCGAGCGAAUCGGCUACCACAUUUGCAAGUCGUUGAGGCUACCUGGUGUUCCUGAAUUGUCGGAUUACAAGCUGGUGCGCGGCAAGAUCGAGCUGUACCACAUCUUUCGACAAAAGAGCAAGGGAGUCGUUGAAGUAUACGUGCGUGCGCUUUGCGACUUACAAGGCGGAAUGCCGCCUACUAGCGUUCCUUUUUUCUCAGCCGAGGCAAUGUCCACGCUCUCGCUCACAGCCUUUUGUGCGGAGAGACACAAGGUGAUAUGGCUGCUCCAUACAAGCAUGGAACAACCGUGUGAGAGUGAGAAUUCGUCCCUUGAUAUAUGUAGUGUGUGCAUGAAAGGUUUAAGCAAGAGCUUGCUACCCUUCAUGAACAAGAAUUGCCAAAUAUGCUCCGGUCGCAUUUGCGCACGAUGCCGAAUUCCGAAAAAGUUGAGCUUCCUCAAUCGACGGACACGGGGUAUCAUCAAGAAGAACGUUGACAUUUGCACUCGCUGCGUACACACUUCUGCGCACAUGAAUGCUUUUACAGUUGCGCAGGGCGAGUUGGCGCUCGAGAAUCCGAUUUUCAUUUUCUAUGAAUCCGCGACUCAGCACGGCCCAUUUAACAAAUUGCUUAGCACUGCACAGCUCAGUUUCCGAUAG